UUACAAGAAGAAAAAAUCAAACAGCGAAAAAUGAAGAUGACAUUGGUAGCAUUGGUCCUAGUGGUUGGCUUGAGCACAAAGGCACUACUUGGGGAAGCAGGUGCUGCACCAGAGCAAAUUGUGGACACAUCAGGGAAGAAGGUGAGAGCUGGUGAGAAUUACUACAUUGUUCCAGCAUCCUCUGAUGUAGGUGGCAUUGCUCUCUCAAGCACAGGUCAAGAUUGCCCUCUUGAUGUUGUAGCUGUUGAUGGUUACCAAGGCCUCCAAUUGAGCUUUCUUCCUGUUAAUGAUAAGAAAGGUGUCAUUCGCGUUUCCACUGAUCUCAACAUCUUUUUCUCCACCUACACAAGCUGUCCACAGUCCACAGUGUGGAAGCUUAAGGACUAUGAUUAUUCAACAUCACAGUGGUUUCUCACAACCGGUGGUUCUUUGGGUAACCCUGGCUCUCAAACAAGAAGCAAUUGGUUCAAGAUUGAGAAGUACGAGGAUGCUUACAAGAUGGUUUAUUGUCCAAGUGUGUGCAAUUAUUGCAAUUAUCCAUGCAGUGAUAUUGGAAUAUAUCAGGACCAAUAUGGCAAGCGUUUGGCUCUAACUUCUGAGCCAUACAAGGUUCAGUUCCAGAAGGUUCAAUACUAAAUGUUGAAUAUCCAAACCUUAAUGAGCAAAGUGUAAGGAACUACUUGUACUUUUCAUACAAGAUUAUUCUGAAAUCGAG
Vigna umbellata (rice bean) is the source of this 715-nucleotide messenger RNA. NCBI's taxonomy places the organism in Eukaryota, Viridiplantae, Streptophyta, Magnoliopsida, Fabales, Fabaceae. The record is from RefSeq and is a predicted model, not a curated record.